AACUUCCAAAAUGUCUGCCAAGAAAGAAGGUGCGCACAAGAAAUGGGCUGCCUUGAAGGAGAAACUGGGAUCCCAGGACUCCGACCAAACGGAGGCCAACCUGGAAAAUGCCGAACCGGAACUCUGCAUUCGCCUCUUGCAAAUCCCUUCUGUGGUGAACUACUCGGGCCUCAAGAAGCGCCUAGAGAGCAGCGAUGACAGCUGGAUGGUCCAGUUCCUGGAGCUCUGUGGCCUGGAUCUUCUCCUGGAAGCCCUGGACAGGCUCUCUGGGAGGGGAGUCUCCAGGAUUUCCGACGCCUUGCUGCAGCUCACCUGUAUCAGCUGCGUGCGGGCGGUCAUGAAUUCCCAGAAGGGCAUUGAGUACAUUGUGAGCAACGAAGGCUAUGUCAGAAAACUCUCCCAAGCACUCGACACCUCAAAUAUUAUGGUCAAGAAGCAAGUUUUUGAACUCCUGGCUGCUCUAUGCAUAUACUCAGUGGACGGACACGCUCUGGCUUUGGAUGCUCUGGAUCAUUACAAGACAGUGAAAAACCAACAGUACCGGUUCAGUGUGGUCAUGAACGAACUCUCAGCCACCGACAAUGUGCCGUAUAUGAUAACGCUCCUGGGUGCUAUCAAUGCAAUCAUAUUAGGGAUGGAAGAACUAAGAGCAAGGACACAACUUCGGAAUGAGUUCAUUGGUCUCCAGUUACUGGAUAUUUUAACCAAGCUGCGAGACAUAGAGGAUGUGGACCUGAUUAUUCAGUGUGAGGCAUUUGAGGAAGCCAAAGCUGAGGAUGAUGAAGAACUGUUAAAGAUAUGUGAUGGGAUUGACAUGAGCAACCAUCAAGAGGUUUUCUGUUGUCUGUUCAACAAAGUGAGCAGCUUCCCAGUCUCAGUCCAACUGCUGUCCAUUCUCCAGAGUCUCCUGCAUCUUGAACCUUCCCAUCGCUCCAGCCUCUUGCUAUGGGAAUCCUUAGAAAUCUUAGUAAACAGAGCCAUCUUGCUUGCCAAUGACAUAGAAGGCAACAGUGUGGAAGAAGUCAUGGAGAGACUGUUGUCCAUCAAGAAGCGCCCAAAGAAAAGAAGUUCAGAAAUCAGAAGAAUGACCAGCAAAGCAGAUGAGAGUACCCAGACCAAUGAAGAUCUGGGAGGACAUUCAAAUGCCAUCCAGAGCUUCUCGGCAGUGAACUGCUCUUCAAGUGCCCUGCCCAACUCACAGCCACCAGAUGUGCCUGAGAAAGUUACGCUAUCCCAGCUGCUGCCUUGCUCAGCUUCACCAGGACAAACUCCAUCUCCAUCUAGUGGUCUUCCAACUCCUACUCCUCCUCCUCCACUCCCUGGAGCACAGCAGCUUCCACCUCCUCCUCCACCACCACCACCACCUCUCCCUGGCAUGAAUGAGAUGCCACCUCAGGCUCCUCCACUGCCUGGGGUGACAGGGAUCCCUCCACCUCCACCCCCUUUGCCUAGUACAACCAUGAUCCCACCGCCUCCGCCACUGCCAGGCAUGCCACCCCCACCUCCACCUCUACCUGGCAUGACAGGGAUCCCUCCUCCUCCUCCACUCCCAGGUAUGCCACCUCCUCCUCCCCCAUUGCCUGGCAUGGCAGGUGUCCCACCUCCUCCCCCAUUGCCUGGCAUGGCAGGUGUCCCACCUCCUCCACCUCUAGGAGGCAACGUGGAGGAGGUCAUUGUUGCACAGGUUGACCAUUCCCUUGGAUUUGCCAGACCCUUCCGCAAGAAGGUGAAGCCUCCAACCUUGAGGAUGAAGAAACUCAAUUGGCAGAAGCUCCCUUCCAAUGUGGUGAGAGAAGGUCACUCUAUGUGGGCUUCGGUAACCAGCAGUAGUGAAGAGACCAUUGAGCCAGACUAUACAAGCAUAGAACAGCUGUUUUGUUUCCCACAAGCAAAGCCCAAGUCAAAAGAAGCAGCUCCAGUGAAGACAGAACCAAAAGAGAUUACCUUUCUGGAUUCCAAGAAGAGCCUCAACUUGAACAUCUUCUUGAAGCAAUUUAAGUGCUCAAAUGAAGAGGUAAUUGACAUGAUUCAGAAAGGUGACAGAACAAAGUUUGACGUUGAGGUCCUCAAGCAGCUGCUGAAGCUCCUGCCGGAAAAACAUGAAAUAGAAAACUUGAAAUCCUUCAAAGAAGAGAAGGAAAAAUUGUCAAAUGCUGAUCAGUUCUAUCUUCUACUCCUUGGUGUUCCUAGCUACCAGCUGCGGAUCGAGUGCAUGCUGAUGUGCGAAGAGACGUCUGUUGUGCUGGAGAUGUUGCGGCCCAAGGCGGAAAUAGUCAGGAGGGCCUGCGAAGAUCUCCUCAUAAGUCACCGGUUGCCCCUCUUCUGCCAGUUGAUUCUCAAAGUUGGGAACUUCCUGAAUUAUGGAAGUCACACAGGAGAUGCGGAUGGCUUUAAAAUUGGCACUUUGCUGAAACUCACAGAAACCAAAGCAAACCAGACCCGUAUAACAUUACUUCAUCAUAUCUUAGAGGAAGUGGAAAAGAAUCACACAGAUUUGCUGCAACUUCCCAAAGAUCUUGAAUAUGUUUCAAAGUCAGCAGGAAUCAACCUGGAUGUGAUACGUUCUGAAUCCAGUUCCAAUAUGAAAAAGCUGCUAGAGCUGGCAAGAAAGUUGUCAUCGUCAACAGAAGAGGUGAAAGGACAGUAUGAAGGAGCCAUUCAGGAUAGCAUAAAUGCUAACAAGAAAUUGGAAGAUGAAUUCGAAAUCAUCGACAUGAAGAAAGUGGAGCUUGCCAAUUACCUCUGUGAGGACCCAAACAAACUAUGUUUGGAAGAGAUAUUUAACACUAUGAAAACCUUCCGGGACCUCUUUAUCAAAGCAUUAAAGGAAAACAAAGACCGAAAGGAGCAAGCAGUGAAAGCCGAGAAAAGGAAAAAACAGCUAGAGGAGGAAGAGGCGAAGAGGCAGAAAGGAGAAAAUGGAAAGAUAAUUAAGAAAGGAGCCGUGAAGCAGGAAGAGGUGUGCAUUAUCGAUGCCUUGCUGGCCGACAUAAGAAAAGGGUUCCAGCUGCGGAAAACUGCCAGGAAUAACAAGGUUGAUUCAGACACACCUGUCAAAAUGUCUCCCAGUCAACCUCAGAAAGACAAGGAGGCUGGCCAGACCGUUCAGGCUAUGAAAGAUUUGUCCAAGGAGGAGAGUGGUGUGAUCAUACAAAAUGGUGUGAAGGAGCAAGUAGGGAAAACAGACGUUUCAGAAGCUGCUACGGCAAGUAAUAAGGGAAACUCUGUGGUUGACUCGCCAGCUUCUCACAGUUCCUGUGGUGGCACUGAAAAGGGCAGGUGUUCUCCAGCCCCACCGGACACGGAGCAGAACUUCUUACUUUCAUUGGCUUUGGAGGAAACCAAAGAACCCCAAAGUGGACCAAACCUGCAAGGGAAAACUGUCGCCCAUAGCAUCCAGGAUGUGAAUUGUAAUGAUUUAGUGUUGUCCCUCUCAACCUCUUCUGUAAAGUUUGGUAGUGGUGAUGGAGGUAGCUCAGCCAGCUUGAAAACUGAUGCUGGUGUUGUCGGAUCAGGAGACGCAGUCAACAGAUCAGAGCGGGUUUGUUCCCAGAACAGCCUAAAUACAGAUAACCAGGUAAGCAGAAAUGACAGUGGGAUAGAGGAAAUGUCUGGAGAAACCAAAGGGCUACCGACACCUGAGGCGACCGUCCCUCAGGUUGUGGCGCAAACGGAGGCGACAAAAGAGCAAGACCAACCGUCCGUAGACUCCUUGCUGGAUGUCUCUCAGGAGAAGUCCUUCUCAGAAGAGCCAGUGACGGAUUCGUUGUCUUCCGCGACGGUACCUCCGGAACAAGCCCUUGCCGAAAAGGACAGCCAAAGAGGCUCAGCCAAGCGCCGGAAGAAAAAAAGGCACAGCAAGAGCCAUUCAGCAGUGGUUGACACUGAUUUAAAAGCGAUGGUUGAUACUGGAGAUAAUAAAACAAAAAGAGGUUGUGAGAUACAGUGAGGUGGGGCAACAAGACAGAAAAAUUAACAAACUGAUGCAUGUACUUCAACGGUCAGCAUCUGUUACGGAAGAUAGCCAUGGUAAUGUGGGGGAGCUUGCCUUGUGUGUCAGCAGGGUGGCUUUGAGUAUUUAUUAGAUAGCACCCAAAUUGUAAAAGAUGUCCAGACAUCAAAGCACUUUUGAUAUGUGCCUUAUGCAACGUUCCGAUUCUAUACAAAUCUCCUGUUGGUUUCAAAACCACAGAGGUGAAUCUUUGGUCAAUCUUGCUUUGGAUGAAACAUUUAAGUAAUCAAGGACCAACCUUCUGCAAAAGCUGAUGGAAGCAUGGCUUCAUUGGUACCUCUGGAACUCCAUGCUGGGGGAAAAUGUUAAGCGGCAGUGGUGACUUCUGAUUGGAGGUUCUCCUUCUCCUGGGUACAUUAACAACUACUGACCAUUGAAACCUGAGUGGGACCAAGUCAGAAACUUGUUUUAAUAAUGUGACUGUGCUAUAAGACAUGCAGAUGCUUAGCUGGAUUAUCAGUGCAUAACUGUUCUUGCAAAGAUACCCAAAAAUAUGCAAUUUGUCAACAGAAAAAGAGACAAGAGGACACCAUUUUGCAUAACCAUGGCAAAUACUAAUUAAUGUGGAUACCUGCAAUUUUAGAGAUGAUUACUGUAAUUUAAAUAGAAAGGAAAAGGCCAUAAAGGGGCCAAGGAAGGCUGACCAGCUGACCUAAGUUGCUUAGUCUGUUGUUUAAGUGUUAAGUAUUGACGAGUAACUUUAAGGCCAGCGCCCUCCUUUUUACGGUUCUUUGUCUUGAAACAAGACCUGGUAAAACUGUGCAUUCUUUCAAAACAGAGGAUUCUUUUUGGUAGAAGAUUGCCAUGCCACUGGUCUUCAAAUAAGGUAUUAUAAAAUAUUUUGG
Messenger RNA from Pogona vitticeps (central bearded dragon), 4857 nucleotides. RefSeq names its product inverted formin 2. The record is from RefSeq and is a predicted model, not a curated record. Gene Ontology annotation, molecular function: actin binding. NCBI's taxonomy places the organism in Eukaryota, Metazoa, Chordata, Lepidosauria, Squamata, Agamidae.